AUGAUGAUGCGUUCUAUAUUGCAAUAUGUGGUCGUCCUAUUCUUAUUAUAUCAAUCUUAUGCGAUUGAAAGUGUAAUUCAAUGGCCAAAACCGAUUGCUUCGUCAUCGUCCGCAAAAGCAAUCACAGAUUUGAUCGAUCGUGUCCUUGACGGUGCUCCAGUUGCUCAACUUUUUCAAGUUUCAAUCAAUGCUGAUCUAGCAAUCAAUGGCAAAGAUGUUUUCCUACUCUCGAAUGGUUCUGCAUCUGGCUCAAUACUUAUUUCAGCAUCAUCGGGUGUAGCUGCUGCAAUGGGAUUCAACUACUAUCUCAAAUAUGUAGCACAAAGUUCAUUUUAUUGGUCAGGCAAGAAUAUUCGCCUAUCUGGAUCAUCAUUAAUUCCAUUGUCUACACCGAUUCGAAUUCUUGCAAAUGAUUUUUUCCGUUGGUAUGGUAAUCCAUGUACUUUCAGUUAUUCAGCGGUAUUUUGGAACUUUUCCAGAUGGGAAAAAGAGAUUGAUUGGAUGGCAAUGAAUGGAAUCAACUUAGUGUAUGCUACAACUGGAAUGGAAUACAUUUUUAGUAAAGUGUUUCUACAAAUGGGUUUUAGUCAAUCAGAAUUAGAUGAUUAUUUCACUGGUCCAGCAUUUUUAGCUUGGCACCGUAUGGGUAAUCUUCAAAAGCAUGCUGGUCCACUAUCACGAAAGUGGCAUGCAUCUCAAUUUGAACUUGCUCAGCAAAUCAUUCGACGAAUGACUGAUAUUGAAAUCAUACCAGUCCUACCUGCUUUUACUGGUUUUAUGCCUCGCAGUGCACCAAAACUUUUUCCUACAGCAAAAUUCUAUAAUUCGUCCGACUGGGUUGGCUUUGGAUGUAAUGAAUCUUGUAUGGUAUAUCUUGAUCCAACUGAUCCAAUUUUCAAACAAGUUGGUGUUGCACUAUUAAAUGAGACAAUUAUUUCUCUCAAUAUAACGUCACAUUACUAUUCAUGUGAUCUAUUCAAUGAGAUGACUCCACCAGUUAGUGAUCUCAAUUAUUUGGCCGAUGUCAACGCAGGCAUUUUUCAGACUAUGCAAAUGGUUGAUCCUAGUGCUGUUUGGGUGAUGCAAGCUUGGUUAUUUCUUUCGGACUUUUGGACCACUGAUCGUGUAAAAAGUUAUCUAAGCAAAGUUCCUCCAGGUAAUAUGAUUUUAUUGGAUCUGUUUUCUGAAGCUCGGCCACAAUAUUCACGUUUUGAAUCAUUCUAUGGACAUUUUUAUAUAUGGAAUAUGUUACACGAUUUUGGUGGUAAUAAUGACUUAUUUGGCAGUCUUGUCAAUGUUAAUGAUGGACCACAAGCUGCUCGUAACUAUUCAGGUCAAUAUAUGAUAGGCGUUGGUAUCACAAUGGAAGGUAUAAAUCAAAACGAAAUUAUGUAUGAAUUCGCACUGGAACAGUCAUGGCGCUCUCCCUUGAGCGAUGCCGCAUUAGAUGAAUGGUUAGUCAACUUUGUAAUGCGUCGAUAUACAAGUACUGAUGCCAUACCAAGUUCAGCAUUGUAUGCAUGGCAAUUAUUAGGAAAUUCAGUUUAUCACAAUAAUCCACACGGUGCUGACACGUUAAUGUUAGGUAGACCAGGACUUGAUGGACAGCAAGUUGCCCACUUCGAUCUCAGUUCUUUAUCGUUGGCUUGGGAACUGUUAGUUGAUGCAUCCAGUGAAAUCGAUUCAGAUUUAUUUCGUUACGAUUUAGUAGAUAUUACUAAAGAAGUACUUCAGUAUAAAUUUGCUACUAUUCAUACUGAAUUGAUAGCUGCUUAUAAGCGAGCUGACCUCUACGGUGUUAGUACUCAAGCUGCUAUUCUUGUUGAUAUUUUGGCUGAUAUGGAAAUGGUAUUAGCUUCAGAUCGUCGAUUUUUAUUAGGUAAUUGGGUUGGCGAUGCUUUACAAUUUGCAACAAGUGAAGAAGAAAUUCAUUUUUAUAAUUUGAAUGCUAAACUUCAAGUAUCAAUAUGGGGAAAUAAUUAUACAUUAGGACUUUUUGAUUAUGCACGUAAAUUUUGGUCGGGAAUGAUUCAAGAUUAUUAUGCUCCUCGGUGGUAUGUGUUCUUUGAUGUUAUACUGAAAAGUAUUGUCGAAGGUAAACCAGUUGAUUCACAUCUGUUGGGUGAACGUUUAUUUCUUGAAGCUGAAUUACCAUUUUUUAUGUUAGAGGCAAAGAUCUAUCCUACAACUACACGCGGUGAUUCAAUUAUGAUUGCUCGAGAAUUAUACAAUAAAUAUCGUUCGACAUUGAACGAUAUAACUUUACCAGUAUCCACUUCAAAACAACAUCAACUUCGUUUCAAACAUUAUACGAAUUAA
This is a messenger RNA of Rotaria socialis, 2319 nucleotides long. NCBI's taxonomy places the organism in Eukaryota, Metazoa, Rotifera, Eurotatoria, Philodinida, Philodinidae. The record is from the annotation of a GenBank genome assembly.